Molecule: messenger RNA, 2686 nt
Organism: Parnassius mnemosyne (clouded apollo)
Lineage: Eukaryota; Metazoa; Arthropoda; Insecta; Lepidoptera; Papilionidae
Source: the annotation of a GenBank genome assembly
CAUACUGCGUAGAUCGGAACAAAAAUUAAUAAUUUUUAAUCUGGAGGUAGCCGUGGUUAACUAUGACAUUGGGACGUCAUACAAUCUAUUGAUAUGUUAGCAAAUAUUUUAUCAACCCUUUUUGAGAGCCCGAUAAGUGUACGUUACGAUCAUAAGCCUCUUUAAAAAUUUGUUUUGGAGUUUUAUCGAUUUAAAAUCUAUAUUCUAUCAUAAUAUAUAAUUCUAAAAGUAUUAAGUAAUAAUGGCGGAAUCAUAUCUAGCAUGGGAUUUAUCAGUGCUAGAACACAGGCGUGUUAUGGUUAUGCGGCGGCAAAUCGCACGAAACCGGCGCGAAAGUGAAAAUCCUUUGGAUUUAGAGGAUAGUGAAUUCUUGUACCUUUACAGAGUUACAAAAGAUAUGUUUAGCGAGCUCGUAGGUGCACUUAGGCCAUCUCUUCAAAAACAACGGCCGUACGGACUUUCUGUAGAGUCCCAAGUGAGUGUCAUCAUGUAAAUGCCUAUAUACCUUUAAAAACUAACUCUUUUUCGUUUGUAUUAACUCUUAGUUUCAUUUUCUUCUAAAUAGCUACUGACGGCACUUCGAUUUUAUGCAAGUGGGUGCUAUCAGCUACCUGUUGGCUUACAGUGGGGUUGCAGCAUGAGCCAAAAAUCGGUUAGCCGAGUAGUACAUGCUGUAACCGAAGCUAUUAAUGAAAAAUUAUUGAGAAAAUAUAUAAAAUUCCCUAUGACCCCUGAAGGGCGGCGAGCAGCUAAAGCAAAAUUUAGGAAUGCCCCACAGCCAUUUCCGGAUGCGAUAGGAGCCAUAGACUGCACACACAUAAAAUUCUAGCUCCAAAGUUGCAUGAAGAGGCAUAUGUGAGCGGUCACCAUGAGGGACAUUCAUUAAAUGUACAAGUUGUAAGUUUAAUCUUCAGUAGUUAUUGUUUACCUAUUUAUUUGCUAGUUAAGUUUCAGGAGCGGUGCUGAAGCUUUUUAAAACAACUAAAUAUGUCUCCAUGAAAUUUACACUACAAUAAUGUAUUAUUGUAACAUAAUAGCUAUAUAUUUCAGUGCAAAACUGAUUUCCUUAACUAAGUGAUAACAUUACUAUGAUGAGAGUUGUAAUUAUAAUAAAUCUUAUUCUAAAUCCAAGGGCUUUUAUAGGAUGGUUAAAACAAGUCUGUUGACUGAAAAUAUGACACCUUGGUUUAACCAGCAAUAACAAUUAAUUAUAGUGGAGUCAGUGUCUUCUGUAAUGUUAUACUUCAUAACAUGUUUCAGUAAUCCAAUAUCAAAAGCUUAAUCAGCACAGUUCACAGUCAAAAAUGUUAUUGUAAAAUUAUGGCUACUAGCAAUUAUCAUGUUUAUGAGUAAUCUAAUAUCAAAAUCUAAGUGAGAACAAUUUGGGAUCAACAGGUUUUAAGGCUAUUUAUAGACUGCAUAACUUGCUUUGAAAACAUGAACAAAGUAUCUUCCCCUUAUUAUUGAUAGUAAAAAUAGUCUUAUUAGAUACAUUUUACUCAGCAGUUUAGGUGAAAAAGUUUAAAUUAUACUAAUUAGUCUUAAGGGCUUAAAUUGUAAUUUUAUUGCACCUAGUUACACUCUGGAACAUCAUCAUCAUCAAUAAUAAAUAAAUCUAUUUACUUAUUUAUUAGCACAAAUAGGUACACCCCUAAUUAAAAGUAUAUUUUAAAUUAUUUUAGGUGUGUGACCCAGACCUGUUAAUUUUGAACAUCAAUGCUAAAUGGCCAGGAGCCAGACACGAUGCUCACAUAUGGGCAAAUUCACCUGUACGCUCAAUCAUGAAGCGACAUUUUGACAAUGGGGAUCGCCGUACAUGGUUACUUGGUGAUGAUGGAUAUCCUCUGGAGCCAUGGUUGAUGACCCCAAUAAAAAAUCAACACCUUGGGACGCCGGAGCGUAGAUACACAGAUGCUCAUGGUUCAGCCAGAAACAUCAUAGAAAGAUGCUUUGGUGUGCUAAAGUCUGUUUUUAGGUGUCUGUCUCAUCAACGCCAGUUAAUGUAUGAGCCAUACACUGCUGGCCUAAUAGUAAAUGCAUGUGCAGUACUACACAACAUGCGUAUUAAAUAUAGAUUGCUGGAACCAUAUGUCACCACAUCCACAGAAAUCAUUGUCUAUAGCUAUAAUGAUGAUGGCUUGGAAGAUACAGGUAAUAAUGUUGUUUAGGUAAUAUUAGAUUAGACUUUGUUGUCUUAAUCUAAUAUUACCUUUGUUAAUCUUAAAAUUGCAUGUUUCUAUUACAGGACGAGUAACUGGCACUGGGCGAGCUAUUGCAGAGCGAAUACAAAGAAGAUUAAUAAAUAAUACCUUUACUUAAUUAUCUGUAGUAUUAUGCUAUGUUUGAAUAAUCUUAAAAUUGUGUUUUUAUUACAGGAAGAGUAACUGGCACUGGGCGAGCCAUUGCAGAGCGAAUACAAAGAAGAUUAAUAAAUACUACUUUUACUUAAUUAUCUAUAGUAUUAUGCUAUGUUUGAAUAAUCUUAAAAUUGUGUUUUUAUUACAGGAAGAGUAACUGGCACUGGGCGAGCUAUUGCAGAGCAAAUACAAAGAAGACUCAUAAAUACUAAUUUUACUUAAUUAUCUAGUAUUAUGUUAUAUUAGUUAUAAUGUUAUCAUAGUAAUGAUGUGUAUAGUAAAUGUUUCAUAUUAAUUGUACAAAGUAAUAUACUGUAAAUUGAUUUUAU